Messenger RNA from Daucus carota subsp. sativus, 5082 nucleotides. RefSeq lists its product as uncharacterized. The record is from RefSeq and is a predicted model, not a curated record. The coding region runs from base 1 to 5082 and encodes 1693 amino acids. Gene Ontology annotation, molecular function: RNA-DNA hybrid ribonuclease activity; nucleic acid binding. NCBI's taxonomy places the organism in Eukaryota, Viridiplantae, Streptophyta, Magnoliopsida, Apiales, Apiaceae. The transcript has 4 exons.
AUGUCGAAUCACGGCGAGACAACGCCCGGCGGGAACCAACCGCCUGAUCCCAGAUCAGGAGGAGGCAAUAAUACCCCCGUCGACAAUACACCGGCGGGAAACACUCCUCAAGAUAGAGCGAUCAUCAUAACAGAUGGGGAACCCGUCGAUAUGCGACGUCCCAUCUCCAACUCGCCGCCGGUCUUCAUAAGUAACGAGGAGUUGCUUAAAGAAUUUCACUAUCUGAGAAACAAGGCGAGAGAACAACAAGCGCUCAGAGAGCGAAUCGUUCAACUUGAAUCUCUUGUGCCCGGAACACAUCGUUCCGGGAAGCAACCCUUUGAGGAAGACAGUCAGUCAGGCCACCACGAUGAUAGGAGGCAUGUGUUUGUUCCACGAAACUUGUUUGCAUCAGGUGGCCAGACCACCAUUGGAGGAGAAGGUGCCAGAGAUGGAGGGAGACCUCCGCAAGAUAGGCGAGCGGCUGCGCAUCUGGAAGAGGCCAGUCGGGAUAUCAAUUCUCUGGCGGAAAGAUACAGAGGAAGAGUCAGUAGGGCAGAUCUGCUAUCCCUAAUCAAGGAUCUUGAAAGUAGGCCUGAGUACGCGAGUACCGGGUCAAGAACAACAAGCACGGGCCGAGAUGGGCAUAGGAAGGAAGUUCCACAUGGGUCAGACUCAAAGGGCUAUGACAGAUCAAAAGAACAAGAACCCCGUGGCUUGGGUGGAAGAACAGAGCGAGACCCAAUUGUGCUUGAAGGACGGCAGAGUCAUGGAGGAACGCGCGAGCAUGCGACGUCUCCGGGCAACGGAAUGAUUCAUCAACAGACCAUUGCCGAUCCUCAUAUUCAAGCCUCAUCUCAGGCCAAUGUGCCCCCAUCCGCUCAGACUCCCGCUAAUCAAUCCAAUCCUCUUGCCACGACAAGUGAUUUCACGACUACCGGAACACUACCAUCAACGACUCCGCCACAGCCAAAUGUCCAAACCAUUCCAGGCAUUGGAGCUAUUGAUGUCAACAGCCUUAGAAAGCUUCUAGCACACUUUGAUGGAGGCCAGACAUCUCUCUCAAGCCAAGCCCUAUCACCAUUCUCUGCCGAAGUGAUAGAAGCUCCACUGCCAGCCAAUUACAGAAACACCACGUCUGAUCUAAAGUUUCAUGGUAAUUCGGAUGUUGUGGAGUUUCUUGGAAGGUUCAAUGUUGAAAUGGGUGUCUACCAGAUACCGGAUCUUGUUAGGUGUCGGCUCCUUGCUUCCACAUUCAGGGAUAACGCCUAUCAAUGGUUCCGGAAGUUGGAACCCGCAUCCAUCAUUACUUGGACAAACAUGCAGACUAUGUUCUUGACUCAGUUCCAGGCAACCGUCAAGUAUGCUCCACCGGUCACCACUUUGGCAAACAUCAAACAGAAGGAAGGAGAGACUCUCCAUGCUUACUUCAAGCGGCUUCGAGUAGGAACCGACUUUUGGAAACACUUGCAAGGCAAUGAUCCCAAGUCCUUAGCGGAUCUUUAUGCAAGGGCUGAAGCAUACAAGAAUGUCGAGCAAUCACUGGCUGAGAGUAGGAAGAAUGAGAGAAGCCCUGUUAAGGCCCGGCAAAAGAGGAGAGACCGGUCCCCAAGUCCAGAACAAAGGGUGAGGCGACGAAGUCCCAAUCGGGUCAACACCACGUACAAAAGGAACUACACGCCUCCUAGGGAUCAUGAAGAAAGAGGAGAUCAUUGGACAUCGCUCGCUGCACCAAUUGACCACAUCUUCGAAGUUAAUCGAGACAAGGGACUCUUUCGCAGGCCAGCACCACUAAAUUCUUGGAGAGCCAAGAAUAAGGACAAGUACUGUGAGUACCACGAAUCAACUGGGCAUGACACCCAUGAAUGUAGGCAACUGAAAGAAGAGAUCGAAUCGCUAAUCAAAGAAGGUCACCUUAAUGAGUGGAUAGUACGUGAAGCCCGAUCCCGACGGGAUAUUCGAGCCAAAGACAAGAGAGGACUUGGUUAUACUAGUGAUCAAGAAAGGGGGAAGCAAGAAGAUAUCCAGUUCGUUAAGGAAGGGAGCAUUCAUGUCAUCUUUGGAGGGCCACAUUUGGCUGGUAAGGGGACCAAGGCUAUGGAGAGAUAUGCAAAGGAAGCUAAAGGUAGGCCCCUUACCAAUAUACAUAAUUUGUCAUCUAGGCCUCCUAAGAUCUUUAGAGGAGAAGCUAUUGACAUUACUUUUUCAGAGGAAGAUGCCAGAUGGGUUCACCACCCGCACAAUGACGCCCUAGUGAUCGCCCUUCGUAUUGGCCCGAUGAAUGUUCAUCGAGUGCUUGUUGAUAAUGGUAGCUCAGUCAACAUUCUUUACUACAGCACCUACCAGAAGCUGGGCCUCCCUGACAAGGAUAUGAAAGUUGAGGAUGUGUACAUCUAUGGGUUUGGAAGAGAAGCGGUGAAAGUGAAAGGAACAAUCCGGCUACCAGUGACCCUAGGAGAAGGAACAUGUUCGGCCACCCAGGUCAUGGAUUUCAUGAUUGUAGAUCACGACUCAUCACAUAACACCAUUGUUGGGCGACCCCUACUAAAAGAAAUGAGGGUGGUCACAUCAAUAUACCACUUGUUUAUGAAAUUCCCAACACCGGGGGGAAUUGGGAUCGUGAGGGGGUGCCAAUAUGACUCCAGAGAGUGUUACCUUCAAUCCCUCAAAGGUUUCAGGAAGAGUAGAUCAUUGAAAGAACCCGCUGAUGCGAACGCUAGUGAGGUGGUCAACAUGACUUAUAUUGUCCAGUUCCCUGAUGAAGAGGAUAGUUUUAAGCGAAUAAAAGGGAAGGAAAUGAUGGAGGUAGAUUCGGAUGCGGAACUUAAGCCUUGCUCUAUAUGGGAAAAAGGGGAGACGUCCAGAACCAAAGAAGAGUCUGAUCUAGACCCAAGGUUGCCCCUGGAGUCAACCAAGACCGGCCCAGCUGAAGAUACAAUUGAAAUCCAAGUGGGAGAAGCCAAAGAAGCCAAGGUAUUAAGAAUAGGUUCCAAGCUAAAAGGAGAGUUGAAGGCGAACCUUAUCCAUUUCUUGAGGAGCAACUUGGAUGUUUUUGCUUGGUGCCAUGCCGACAUGAUAGGGAUAGACCCGGGGAAGAGAAGACCCGUUAGUGGAGAAAGGGCCCAAGCACUAAAAGAGGAAGUUGACCGAUUGUUGGGUGCCAAGCUAAUUAAAGAAUCAUUCUACCUUACAUGGCUGGCUAAUCCUGUCCUUGUUAAGAAGCCUAAUGGGAAAUGGAGAACCUGUGUUGACUUCACUGAUCUCAACAAAGCAUGCCCAAAGGAUAGUUUCCCACUCCCAAAGAUAGAUCAGUUGGUAGAUGCCACGGCAGGACACGCCUUGCUAAGUUUCACGGAUGCCUAUUCAGGAUACAAUCAGAUACCCAUGCAUGAGCCAGAUCAGGAACAUACUUCAUUUAUAACAGACAGAGGGUUGUACUGCUAUAUAGGGAUGCCGUUCGGACUAAUUAAUGCUGGAGCAACUUACCAACGCCUUGUGAACAUGAUGUUUAAGGAACAGAUCGGUAAGACUAUGGAGGUUUAUGUGGAUGACAUGUUGGUCAAGUCCAAAGAGGCGCAAGAUCAUAUUCAACAUUUAGCUGAAAUGUUUGACAUACUCAGGAAACAUCGAAUGAAGUUAAACCCGCAGAAGUGUGUGUUUGGAGUGGAGUCCGGUAAAUUCUUGGGUUUCAUGGUAAACCAUUGGGGGAUCGAGGCUAACCCUGCAAAGAUCAAGGCGCUACUCGAUAUGAAGCCUCCUCAGAAUGUUAGGCAGGUACAGAGCUUGACAGGCAGAAUAGCGGCAUUAAAUAGAUUUGUGUCCAAGUCCUUUGAUAGAUGCAAGGAGUUCUUUAAAGCUAUCAAGGAUGCAGGAUUAACGUUCGUAUGGACAGACGAAUGUGAGGAGGCCUUCCAAAAGAUAAAGGAGCAGUUGGAAAAGCCACCUCUCUUGGCCAAGCCAGUAGAAGGAGAAACAUUGAUCUUGUACCUGGCUGUUUCAAGAUACUCUGUCAGUGCCGUCCUUGUAAAGGAGGAAAAGGAUGCCCAAUUUCCGGUGUACUAUGUUAGCAAGAGGCUUCAAGAUGCUGAGACAAGAUACACCGGCAUGAUAAAGUUAGUAUAUUCUUUGAUCUUAGCGGCAAGGAAACUUCGCCCAUAUUUUCAGGCACAUAAGAUAGAGGUAAGAACCUCCUAUCCCCUGCGCCAGAUUAUGCAUAAACCUGAAGCAACAGGAAGACUUAUGGAGUGGGCUGUUGAGCUAGGACAGUUUGACUUGGAUUACAAGCCUAGAGCUACUAUCAAAGGUCAAGCCCUGGCUGAUUUCUUGUUGGAAUUUGAAGAUGAUGCUCAGGAGUGGGCAAUAGAUGAUGCAUGGUGGAAUUUGCAUGUCGACGGAGCUGUCAACUCGGAUGGAGCUGGAGUGGGGAUAGUUUUGGUCAGUCCCGGGGGGUGUCGACUAUUGAACGCCAUCCACUUGGGGUUCCCCGCUACCAACAAUGAUGCAGAAUAUGAGGCUUUAAUUAAUGGCUUAUCCCUAGCUAUAGAAAUGAAGGCUAGAAACCUUAUUGUGUACAGUGACUCCAUGUUGGUGGUCGACCAGGUAAAUGGGGGGUUCUUGGCUCGAGGUUGGAGGACGAACCUAUACAUGACCCGCACGCAAGAGGUGAUGAAGAAAUUCAAAGAGGUACAUUUGGAAAAGGUCCCUCGCGAGAAAAAUGAAGGUGCUGAUGCAUUGGCAAAAGCCAGUUCUAGGAGGGACACCAGGCUAUUGGGAACUAUUCAAUUCUGUGUUCAGGAGAGGCCAAGUGUGUCAAAAGCACAGAAGGUAACACGAUUCAGAGAAGAUCUGAUGGAAGUCGAGGAUGAAGUUGUGGAUACCUGGAUGACCCCAAUACUUAAGUUCAUCCAGAAUGGCCAGCUCCCAGAAAGUGUAAAGGAAGCCCGGAGUCUUAGAUACAGAGCAGCAAGAUUUGUGAUAUAUGAUGGUAUCUUAUACAAAAGAGGGUUCAACCAACCAUUGCUGAAGUGCAUCGCAGGGGACGAUUGCAACUACAUCUUAAGGGAAGUGCAUGAAGGAAUAUGUGGCAAUCACUCGGGGAGGUAG